UUGAGGCUGGUGGUGGGAGGAGCUGUAGGCCCACCGCUCUCCUCCCCCUCCCCCGGCAGUGUCCCCUUCCCUAGCAGCUUCCACGGGUGUCCCCCCUUCCUCCUGCACCCCCCGCAUGGUGUCCCGUAGUCACCCCUGCCUUGCCCACUACAGUGGCAGCGUGCAAAUAACAGGCCCCAGGCCGGCUUGGGGCCAGACCAGUGGUGGGGGCGGGGGGUUGUUUCCCAGCCGAGUUUUGAGAAGAGGGGAACAGAAAGUGCUGGCAGCGACAGAAGGCUGAGCCUAAGGCCCAGAGGCCCGCCCCCGGGGUGCCCUCGGCCCCCUCCCCGAGGUGCCUGGGGCAGGGCUGGCGCUGGGCGAGGCAAGUGAGGUGCUGCCCCCACCCCCUCAUCUAAGGGCCCGCGGUCAGCAAUCAGGGUAAACUGUCCUCCCGAGCAAUACACCGGAGACAAGGCAAGGUCCAGGAAGAUGGAAGCAGCAGUUAGACCACGGCGGCUGGUAGGACCAGCGCUCCUUUGCCUCAGGCUGAGGUGGGCGGUGAGGGAGCCCCUGCGCCCGCAGCAGCGGCCACGUCUCCCCGCGGAGAGCGCUGCUCCCCCCACCCCCACCCCGCGCCCAGCUGCGCCCAGAUUGUGAAAGCGAGGCCGGCCCGCCCCGCCUCUAGCCUCCCCUUCCAGCGCCGAGGCACCGCGGCUCCGGCCCUUCCAUCUUGCAGGAAGCCCCUCCCCACUCCGCUCCGCCCACCUCCCAGGUCCGGCUUCAGGGCUGCCUCCUUCUGGAAGCCUCCCGGUCCUGACCUGCCCUCCGUGAACCCCACGAGCCCUGGGAUCAUGAACAGCAGCAACUGCAGCUCCUGGGAGCCCCUAGUGGUCAAGGGAGUCUUGCUCACCUACCUGGGCGGGCUCCUGGCGCUCGGCCUGGUGCUCAACGGGCUGGCGCUCUGGGUGCUGUGCUGGCGCCUGCCGCGGUGGACGGAGACCCGCAUCUACAUGGCCAACCUGGCCGUGGCCGACCUCUGCCUGCUCUGCGCCCUGCCCUUCUUCCUGCACUUCAGGGAGACCUCCAAGGACACGCCGCUCUGCCAGCUCUCCCAGGCCGUGUACCUGCUCAACAGGUACAUGAGCAUCAGCCUGAUCAUGGCCAUCGCCGUGGACCGCUACAUGGCCGUGCGGCACCCCCUGCGCACCCGCAGGCUCCGCUCCCCCGGCCGGGCUGCUGCGGUGUGCGCCGCACUCUGGGCCGUGGUCCUCGGCUCCCUGGUGCUCCGCUGGUUCCUGGAUGUGCAGGACGGUGGCUUCUGCUUCGCCGUCCGCUCGGGGCGGAACACCUCCACCGGGGUCUUCUCACUGCUGGGCUUCUACCUGCCGCUGGCCGUGCUGGUGUUCUGCUCUCUGCAGGUGGUGACCGCCCUGACCCAGAGGCCCAAGGCCAACCCGGGCCAGGUGGAAGCCACGCGGAAAGCCUCUCGCAUGGUGCUGGCGAACCUGGCCGUCUUCGUGGUCUGCUUCCUGCCCUUCCACGUGGUGCUGACUGUGCACGUGGCCCUGGGCCUGCAGACCUGUGCCCUUAAGACGGCCAUCCAGAUCACCAGCAGACUCUCAGAUGCCAACUGCUGCCUGGACGCCAUCUGCUACUACUUCAUGGCCAAGGAGUUCAAGGAGGCGUCUGUGUCAACCACGUCCCUCAGAGCUGAGGCCCACAAGAGCAAGGACAGUCUGACUGUGACCUUGACCUAGGAGAUGAGCCAUGGGCUCCCCUGCGGGGGGACCAGUGACCAGAGACCAGCCCCACAGUCUGCCCUGAACUCGCUGUGGGCCGUGGGCUGUGGACACUCAGGAGGCUCAACUCAGCAGGACAACCUGGGCAUGGAGCCUGGGGAGGCACCACCCCCACCCCCAGGGCAGAAGAGAGGCAGGAUGAGGACAGGAGGACUGGGGCCUGAGCGGGGCCAAGCCCAGGGACCCUGCUGCGUCCAGAGCCUGGCACACCGGGGCCCUGGGAGGGGGGUGUCUGCCAGGUGCCUGAGGCUCUGGUGGCCAGCCUUCUGCUACUGCCCCACAGGGCCCAGAAUAAAGCUCUCCCCUGGGGCUCUGUGCCACCCA
Capra hircus (goat) is the source of this 2102-nucleotide messenger RNA. RefSeq names its product G protein-coupled receptor 35 (gene GPR35). The record is from RefSeq and is a predicted model, not a curated record. Gene Ontology annotation, molecular function: G protein-coupled receptor activity. Lineage: Eukaryota; Metazoa; Chordata; Mammalia; Artiodactyla; Bovidae. Gene Ontology annotation, biological process: positive regulation of Rho protein signal transduction; phospholipase C-activating G protein-coupled receptor signaling pathway. The transcript has 2 exons. Gene Ontology annotation, cellular component: membrane. Bases 831 to 1736 code for a protein of 301 amino acids.